GUAAGUACUUCCGGUUCGGUCGAGGAGCGAGGAGACUGCAGUUUAGAGCUUUGAGAUGCACCCAUAGAAGCAGACAGACAGGCCAGCAUCUAAAUGAGCGACACAGCAAGAUCAUCCGUCUAUCAGAUGCUCCGAGCCGGCUGGCCGGUGAUGCCCGGUCCUCCUGGACCCUGGGGUGAAGUGGGCAAACCUGGUCCUCCUGGUAUUCAUGGAGAGGCAGGGAGCAGAGGGACACCGGGUCAGAGAGGAGAGAUGGGUUAUCCAGGACCAAAGGGCCUUCCUGGGAACCCAGGGAGGUGGGGCAGGAACGGCAGUCAGGGGGUGGACGGGCGCCCUGGUCCACCAGGACAACCUGGACUGAAGGGCCCCAGAGGUUUUAAAGGUGAUGCAGCUCCUCUAGGGGAGAAAGGGGAUGAGGGAUUCACAGGUGAGCCUGGACCAGGUGGAGACAGGGGGCGAGCCGGGGAUAAGGGCUGUAAAGGUGAACCAGGAGAAGACGGACCUGUUGGAGAUCCUGGUCCUUUGGGUAAAAGAGGCGUUAAAGGGCUUUCUGGACCUCCAGGGUCAAAGGGAGACUCUGGACACGACGGAACAAAAGGUCCUCCAGGGCCUGUGGGUGCACCUGGGGCCACAGGGGGAAUUGGACCAUCAGGAAUGAACGGGUCUGAGGGGGAUCAAGGUCCAACUGGUCCACGAGGUCGGAGAGGCCCUCCUGGACCGUCAGGAUUAAGAGGAGGGAUGGGGUCACCUGGACCUUUGGGAAGUCAGGGCCUAACAGGAAACGACGGCCCUCCUGGUCAGAAGGGGAAUAUGGGUGAAAUAGGGCUGAUGGGAGUAAAAGGAAAUCCUGGCAGAGAUGGCGCUAUGGGGAUGACUGGAAGUCCUGGUCCAAGAGGGUUUCCUGGUGGAGCUGGCUUCAGAGGACUGGAUGGUGACAAAGGAGAGGCUGGACCCAAAGGAGACAAAGGCCCUACAGGUGCUGCGGGGAUCCUCGGCCAUCAGGGAGAGAGGGGGGAUCGUGGCAUCACGGGUCUACCAGGGGUCAGAGGUCCAUUUGGGCUCAGAGGAAAAGAGGGUGAAGAUGGAGAGGUUGGUCUUCAGGGAGCAGUUGGGAAACAAGGGUCAAAGGGGGACAGAGGCAUUCAGGGACCAAAUGGGAACUCAGGACUCAAAGGACGGAGGGGUCACACUGGAGUCCCCGGCCUGUUUGGUCCUCCUAGUCUGCCAGGCUUUAAAGGCAGAGUUGGGACUGAGGGAGCAGAAGGAAAGCCUGGUACACAGGGCGUUCCUGGUUCCGUUGGUUUCCCUGGGCCUAAAGGAGACAGAGGGUUUCCAGGUGUGGCUGGUGAUGCAGGGAAGGCUGGUUCUCCUGGAGCUCCAGGUCCUCGAGGACAGCCAGGCAAAGACGGGAUCCCUGGACCAGCUGGAGAGAGGGGCUUCACAGGGACACCAGGGUUGUUUGGCCCUCAGGGACCGGUGGGCAUGUAUGGUUACCCAGGAGCUUUGGGUCUGACUGGGAGACCAGGCCACAUGGGACAAAGGGGAGACGCUGGUGUCAGAGGCCUACCUGGUGUCUUGGGGAAGCGAGGACCUCCAGGUCUGCAAGGUCCUCCUGGUGAUAGAGGACCUCCAGGUCCACAGGGCCGUCAGGGAGAGUUUGGAUCUAAAGGCGCUCAGGGACUUCCAGGUCCUUCAGGUAAACCAGGACCAGGAGGAGGCAUUGGGAGUCCUGGUCCCCCAGGGAGCCAGGGGCCUCCAGGGCCACUGGGACUAGCUGGACCCAGAGGGUUUCCAGGAACAGUGGGGAAACCUGGACUGACGGGUCAGGCUGGAGAGAGAGGAGAGCAGGGAGCACUGGGUCCUGCUGGAGAUGCUGGUCCUGCAGGUCUGGGCGGACAGCAGGGUCCUCCAGGUCCAGCUGGUGAAGAAGGGACUCCUGGGACAAAAGGUGACCAGGGCACUCCAGGUCCGCAGGGACAAUUGGGACGCACAGGACCAAAGGGAGAGCCAGGACCUCAGGGCUCCCUGGGGCUGCAGGGUGAGCCUGGGCAGAGGGGCAAAGAGGGAGAAGGUGGAGAGCCUGGUGUACCUGGGGGUUCAGGUGCUAAAGGAGCAAAGGGCGUUUUGGGAACUCGAGGUCAGUCCGGAUCAGAGGGACCGCCGGGAAUUCCAGGCAAACAAGCACCAAGAGGGUCAAAAGGAGAAAAGGGUUACACAGGCUCUGUGGGUCAGACAGGCCUGAGGGGAAACGUUGGACCGUCAGGGUUAUUAGGACUACGGGGGUUUCCAGGUAUUUUUGGGACUCCAGGACCUGAUGGACCACCAGGACAGAAGGGAGACAAAGGUCCAGCAGGUCUGAGUGGGGAAUCUGGCGCUCCAGGACCUAAGGGGCCCACAGGAAGCCAAGGAGUGAAAGGGGACACAGGAAAGCCUGGACCGAUGGGGUCUGCAGGGGGCCGAGGUAAACAAGGUGAUCCUGGACCAAAGGGCUUUCCUGGACCUGAGGGGCUGAGAGGAGAGACUGGGCAGGAGGGGGACUCAGGAGAGACAGGUCCUGAUGGUCUGCCAGGAAACACAGGACCUCCAGGACUACUAGGACCAGAGGGUGUCAUGGGUGAGACAGGACUUCAGGGUACUGUUGGCUCUCCAGGAUCCCAGGGACCUAAAGGCAGCCCCGGGCCCGACGGCAGGGAAGGAAUAAAGGGUCAAAAGGGGGAAGAAGGAAAAAGUGGACGUCCAGGGAAGGAUGGAAGAACUGGGAAGAGGGGUAAAAGAGGCAAAGCUGGAAGCAGAGGGAUUCGAGGAAGACAUGGUGAAAAGGGGAAGAUGGGAGAUUUGGGUGCAUUUGGUCCUCCUGGGAGACACGGCUUUUACGGCGAAGCUGGUCUUCGUGGGGAAAAGGGUGAAACGGGUAGCCCAGGCUCAAAGGGAGAACCAGGUGUGAUAGGACCACUCGGCCCUCCUGGUGGAGAAGGCUUAAAGGGAUUACAAGGAUUGACUGGCGACUCAGGAAGAGCUGGUCUAAAGGGAGAACAGGGGGAUAUCGGUCCACCAGGUAGACAAGGUGAUCCAGGCCUUCCUGGGCUGCCUGGAUUGUUUGGACACAAGGGCCUGAAAGGAUUUGCUGGACUAUCAGGCGUUAUAGGACAGAGAGGUUUGCCUGGUCCACCUGGCCCACCAGGACCUCCAGGAACCUCCCUGAACCUCACCAUGACUCAGAUGAGGGAGCUCAUGUACAUGUCAGACAAGCCUAACUACCUCCUGGUCCAGACUCUGUUGGACUCCCUCCAGAGAGAUCUGCGCUGGUUCAUAGACCCUCCAGACGGCAGCAAACUGCACCCAGCUGCUACGUGUAUGGAGCUGUGGCUGGCUCACCCUAACUCCACCAACGGAAUGUACUUCAUCGAUCCAAACCAGGGUAGCCCCGCUGAUGCUUUCCAAGUCUUCUGUGACUUCACAGCUGAGCCGAAGACGUGUCUGUCUCCCAUCCAGCCUCAGGUUCCAGUGAAAGCAUGGCUGAAGGACUCUGGCACCAACAUGUCAUUUCACUGGCUGAGCAGAGCUGCAGACGGCUUCCAGUUUGAGUACCCCGGAGGAUCAGAUGUGGUGCAGAUGAGGUUUCUGCGUUUGAACAGCCGGCUCUCCACUCAGACCAUCACUUACUCCUGUCAGCCAGGAAGUAGACAGAGCCGCACAGAGAGGGAGGUCAAGUUCCUGGCUGACACACGGAGGCAGAGUUACCUGGGGGCGCUGCAGGACUGUGAGAAGUCAGAGCCGCUGCAGUCUGGAGCUCAGGAAACAGUUUUUCAGUUUGAGAGUGAAGACCUCGACCUGCUGCCUCUCAGGGACCUGGCAGUGUUUGGAAACAACAACCUAACGCAGGAGUUUGGUUUCACCAUUGGACCAGCAUGCUUCAGCUAGGAGCGCCUCCUGUCUGUAGCUGGGAGGAUUGCAUCGGUGUGGUCAUCUGCAGCUUCUGGCACUUUUGCACUGUCUUCUAUAGCACAACGUCGUUUUUGAGCUACCACGUUUGUUUUUUUCCAAGAGUGCUGACCAGAUUAUCUUUGAGCAAGUUAUUGUUCAAGACAGACCAAGCAACAAAAAGGAAGAAAAAAGACGCACAAUAAGCUGAAGGUCGUCCAGAAGAAAGACUCUCUCCUCCUGAACUUUUCCUUCUCACAGACCGACUGUAAGCUCACCCUCUUCAUAGACCAGGGACAUUUUUAACCUGAAGUUCUGGACAAUCAGCGUUUUUUUUGUACAUUUUGUUUUUUGUGUUUUUGAAACCUGCUUAUUUAUAUAAAUGUUCAGCAUUUAUUAA
Notolabrus celidotus (New Zealand spotty) is the source of this 4321-nucleotide messenger RNA. RefSeq names its product collagen alpha-1(I) chain. The transcript has 60 exons. Gene Ontology annotation, molecular function: extracellular matrix structural constituent. Bases 94 to 3921 code for a protein of 1275 amino acids. The record is from RefSeq and is a predicted model, not a curated record. Lineage: Eukaryota; Metazoa; Chordata; Actinopteri; Labriformes; Labridae.